AUGAAUCGGAGCCCAUCGGAGUGGUUCUUCGAGAAGUUUCUAGAAGAGGAGGCCGCGGUCGCAAAAAGCCCUAAUUUGAAUCCGAACCCGGAUCCAGGUCCAAACCCUAACAAUCCUUGCCCAUCGUCUGUCGUCUCUUCGAAUUUCGAUGAUGAGAUCGUCGAGAUCAAGAAGCCUCAGAUCUCCGCCGUUGGUUCGGUGCCGCCAUCGACGUCGUCUGAUCCAACGGCUGAGGUUGAUCCCAAGGAGUACGCGGCGAUGCUGAAGCAGAAGCUGGAUUUGUACUGCCACGCCGUUGCAGUAGCUAGGAAUUCAGGCAUACAGCCCCAGGAUUCCUCUGUACCUGAGUCCCAGUCCCCAGUUUCAGACUCCUCACAGCUGAGACCUCAAGCUCCAUUGAGUGGUGGUGGGUCAAGCGGAAUUCCAGCCAUACCCAUCUUGCAGAAUUCAGGGGUUCAGGCCCGGCCAGUUACAAGUGGUUCAUCAAGAGAGCAAUCUGAUGAUGACGACCUUGAAGGAGAAACUGAAAUGACUGAUAACAUGGACCCUGCUGAUGUAAAACGUGCAAGAAGGAUGCUCUCAAAUAGAGAGUCAGCAAGGCGCUCUCGAAGACGAAAACAAGCACAUUUAAGUGAGCUUGAUGCACAGGUGUCACAAUUACGAGGUGAAAACUCAGCUUUGUUGAAGCGUCUUACUGACAUAAACCUGAAGUACAAUGAAGCUGCUGUAGACAAUAGGAUACUGAAAGCAGAUGUGGAGACUUUACGGGCUAAGGUCAAGAUGGCCGAGGAUGGUGUAAAGAGAGUAACUGGCGCUUCCAUGUUCCCAACAAUGUCGGAUAUGUCUUCCAUCAGCAUGCCAUUCUCCGCGAGCCCAUCUGAAGCAACCUCUGAUGCUGCUGUUCCGAUCCAUGAUGAUCCGAACCUUUUCUUCCCUGGCCCAACUCAUGACCACCGGAGAGUCAACCCCAACCUCCCCGACAUUGCCUCCACUUCUCUUAAUGCUCCUUCGAUGCAGCGAGUAGCAAGCUUGGAGCAUUUACAGAAUAGAAUUUGUGGCACCCCAGGUUCUUGUGGGUCCGGGAGCUGGGAUUCUGCUGGUUGGGAUCCUGAAAUCUCUAACAGCAAGAACCAUAAGUAGGCUUAUGUUUGGGUUAGUUGCACAUAGAUCCCUGUGCUAUCACCCAAUUGCGAAUUGACCCCUGUAGUUCUAUUGUUGCAGAAAGCCCCUUGAGGCAUGGUUAUGCUGGAGGGGAGUGAGGGGAGGUACAAAAUUUAAAUUUUGUGUUUGGUAGAGUGUUUGGAGGGGGGAGGUGGAGUGAGGGGAUGGACAAGUCAAAAUGAACUAGCUAGAAAACUGCAAAACAAAUUGAUGGAACUAGGUAAGAAUCCACCUUGUCUUGCUCUUCCUCCAACCAAAAAUAUGAAGGCUAGAAGGGAUGUCCUUCUCAUUUAACCUCAUUGCUACUCGCUCCUCAAACUCCCUACCAAACCAAGCCCAUUUAACCUCAUUGCUACUUGCUCCUCAAACUCCCUAUCAAGCCAAGCCCUUGAAUGAAUUUUUUUAACUAUUUAAGAAGAGGAAUUUUUUUGACAAAUAGUACAUUAAAAGAGUUUUAAAAAAUCACAAGUGGGUAUGUACACAAUUAGGUGAUAUUAGUAGGGGUCUAUUCGCAACAAUAGAGCUAAGGGGGUCUAUUUACAAUUGGGCAUUAGUAUAGAGGGUCUAUCCGUAAUUAACCGUAGAGAUAUUGAUGAUUGCUUAUUGGGCAUUGAGGGGUAGAGCCCUUUCUUAGUUGAAUGUAUCUAUGAUGUGCUCCUGUAUUGUGUAUGGAUCCUAUAUAAUUCGAGAUCUUGCCUAUUUUUAUUUGAACUAAGAGUAUAAACGUAUUAAACUAUGGACUCCGUUACCA
Asparagus officinalis (garden asparagus) is the source of this 1912-nucleotide messenger RNA. Its product is annotated as light-inducible protein CPRF2-like. Gene Ontology annotation, molecular function: DNA-binding transcription factor activity. Gene Ontology annotation, biological process: regulation of DNA-templated transcription. The transcript has 6 exons. Lineage: Eukaryota; Viridiplantae; Streptophyta; Magnoliopsida; Asparagales; Asparagaceae. The record is from RefSeq and is a predicted model, not a curated record. Bases 1 to 1140 code for a protein of 379 amino acids.